This is a messenger RNA of Callorhinchus milii (elephant shark), 3582 nucleotides long. RefSeq names its product axonemal dynein light chain domain containing 1 (gene axdnd1). NCBI's taxonomy places the organism in Eukaryota, Metazoa, Chordata, Chondrichthyes, Chimaeriformes, Callorhinchidae. Bases 60 to 3530 code for a protein of 1156 amino acids. The record is from RefSeq and is a predicted model, not a curated record. The transcript is spliced from 29 exons.
AGACGCCCGGUCUGGGCGGCUGCGCAGUGGUCGCGGACACCGACCAGGUUUUACUAGACAUGUUGAAACUAUCUGCUAUCAUACAUGAGGAGACAAAAUCUGAAGAUGAAAUAUCUAGUCAGAGCUCAGACAUUACCUUGUCAUCAGGACCAAGUUUAAGUGAAUCUAACAAAGGGGUCAUUAGAAUAUCCAAUGAUAUUAGUGAACUUACUGUUACUAACGAAGUGGAUGGAUCUGAGUGGGCAAAACUCAAAGAAACGAAAGUGCCCACAGUUGCAGAAGUCAAUGAAGAACCAACAAAAAGCGAAGAAAUAGAGGUUGCUUCCUGUCCCGAAAAUCAAUUGAAGACUCCGUUAUCUUUCCGGAGUGACUUCAUCCCUGAUGAAAUAUUGCAAGAGUUGACAAAUGCAUCAGUAAAGGGUGCUCGUCCCUUCUACAUUGGACCACCCAAACUAACAAAAACUCCAAAAGACUUGAAGAUACGAGGUAUCCGACCAGCUGAUGCUGUAUGGCAUCACACAACCCGGAGGACAAAACUGAACUUCCUAAUAGAUCAACCUGUCUCGUUUACUUCAGCUGGAAGGGAUAUCUCCUUUAUAUACGAUGCACUUGCUCCCAAAUAUUCGGAGAAGUUGGAGCGCCCUGUAUUACGAAGAGCUUUUCGGUCCCAGGAAUCUGUCUCUAAACAAUUGUUGUUGCCCGAUAGUCUGAUACCAGAGGAAUAUCACAUUGUGAAGAACAAAGGAAUUGUGCCAUUGGAAUACUAUGAAGAUAAAUACACAACCCUGCUGCAGGAUGAUGAGCAGAAACUGAGGGUGUUUCCAUCUUUGAAACCCAACAAGAAGUUUGAAGUCAUUCAACUAUCUAAAGUGAUGGACUCAAUGUUUGAAAAGGCUGGGCUUAAUGAUCCGAAGUUGGAAGUGAAAGGGGAGACUGAGCUACAUCAUUUGCUGGAGCUGGUGAAACAGGAGCAGAACAUUUAUAACAUUGUGUUCCACGAGCUGAUCCGACAGAUCACUGUAGAUUGUGCAGAACGAGGAGAAUUGCUAUCCAAAGUCAGACAAAGGUAUGUGAAUUUACUGGACAGCAUCCCUCGCCAUGUGAAAUGCCUACAUGAUGAAAUCUUGAUGCAACGGGCUCUGGACAGAUAUCUUGUGCAGGAACUGUUUCUCUUCAAGACGGCAAUUGAAGAACUCAGCGGUGAACUCAGUGAGAUUCGAGAGCAUGACCUGAAGGUGACAAGGGAGACAGAGGCAGCACAGGAUGAGCUGGCCAAGGCACUGUUUGAGUCCCGGAAAAAUGCUAAUUUGGUGGAAGAGUUUCACGUCUUAUAUGAGCUGCAAAGACGGAGAUUAGAUAAACAAAUAAGAAGUCUAACCCAGGAAAGGGAUUGGUGGUGUGCAGCAGCCUAUAGCCUAGCACUCAAGGUGAUUGAAGAUAACAGGCUGCAGCUGGCUCGCAGACUCCAAGUCAGCGAAAAGUCUUGGUCCAAACUUGGAGAACACUUUGCCAUAAUUCUCAGCUUAAAGGAUACAGAAGAUUUAGGGGUGAUCCAGAAAAUUAUUGAGCACUGGAGGGAACUGAUGUCAAAAUUCACUGGAAAGUUGGAACACUUUGAGAACUCAAGCAUGGAAAAACGGAAGCUGGUUCUUUCGGAGAUUCAGAAGUGGCACAAAUAUUUUUCCGAAAAAAUCCUGCCCCCUCAGAUUGGAUUCCAAGGUUUAUCCCCCGAUACCAUCCGGUCACUGCAUGCUGAUUUAAUACGAUGGCAAGAGAUGAUUAUACAAGAUUGUGAGCGGUAUGAGGGAUCAUUACUCUUAGACAGCCAGGAAGCUCUGAAUGAACUGUUCAACCUAGAAAAGGAAUGGACAGAUUUAACAAUGGCUGUAUUUGGACGGCACCAGAAGCCUUAUGCGGCUCGCUUUGCUGAGGAGAAGACAAUGGAUGACAUAAAUAUGGUUAUAAAUGAACUCUGCAAUGAGUAUGAAGCCAGGAUAAUGGGAAAAAAUGGUUCACUUUCGAGUUUAAUGUCCUUUACUACGAUGGUGGAAUCCUGGCGAAUUAAAUUUGACAGCACCCAGAGAGGUAGUACAAGACUGUCAGAAUUUGACUGGUUAAAACUAUUCCACCAAUUUCCCACUUGGAUAAACCUGAUGGAACAGGCUCUGGAAAUGCCUGAUUCAGCUGACACCUUACGUACUAGACUGAAUAAACUGCCUCCCAUAAGGCUGAGACUAGAAGAAAUUAAUCAAAGUCUGCACAUUUGGCUGCGUGGGGUAAUCGAAUUAAUAGAAAAUGUGAACGUCAACCAAAUUACAGAGGUUCACAACCUUCAUACUCAACUGACUCGCUGGAUGGUGGAUAUGUUGCUCCACCUGGUACCAGACCCUGCCGGUGCCAUCUCAGGAAACCACUUCAAUAACCUAUCCAGCACAUCUAUACUCCUUAAACUAGAGGAGGAAGCUUCAAAAGUAGCUCCGCAGAUGGAUGCCUACACCACAAAUAUGUACAAUUGGUGCAGUGACAUAGUUGAAGCCAUUUUUAAGGAACGGAUGGUAAUGCAUGAUGAGAUUCCAGACCAUGAACUGAAGGAGCUGGAAAAAAUGAAGGUGGAGCGCACAAAUUGGAUAAGGAAUUGUGAGCUUCUGCUUUCAGACGUUAAAAGUGAUCCAGUUCAAUUACUGCCAACUGGAAGUGCCCAAGAAGAAACAUUCAUCCCAAACACAAUGCUAGACAAGUGUGGCCCAUGUAUAAUGAGGCUGGAUUCGCUCAACAAUCUUCCAUCCAGAGAACCUGGAAAUGUUGACAUCACAAUGGAAGUGGAAUCUUCAGAGGGGACAAGCAUUACCAACCUUAGCUCACACGACCCACGAAUCUUGGAGCUGUUGAAACCAGGGAUACGUUCCUCUGUGGUUGCUAGUAUGGAGGAUCCAAACCUUGAGCAAUUUUUAUCAGAGUUAUCGGAGAAGGAAUCCAAUCAGCUAACUGAGAUGUUAGUUGAGACUGCUGAUGUUCUUCAGACUCAGAUUUCUGAGAUUGUAGAGGAUGCUGGCCACUCUACUGAAGCAGCUUCGGGAUCUUUUCAGCCCUCCGUGGACACUGUGAGGUACAUAGGUCUUGAUGAUAACAUCCAUGCAAAGGAUCUGACUGAUGUUCUGGUGCCUGUUGUACAGGGUGGAACCAUGGUUGUCAGACCUGAAAAUUCCAAAUCAAAACACAUAUUCCAGUCACUGGCUGUUGUGGAAAUCCUGCAGGGACAACUUCUGGAAGCGGAGAAGCGCGCACAGCUUGCAGAGCAGGGCAUGCUUGGUCUGGAUGAGCAGCUGCGAUCCGCUUUGGAACAAAUAAAGGAUAUGACAGUAGAGAUAGAAAGCAAAGCUGAAACGCCAUCGCCGACUUCUGAGCUGAGUGUUGAGGUGCCCACAGCGGAGAGCUCUAAGCAAUUAAAGUCAAGCGUAAAGAUGAGUCGUUCAAAAUCUAAGACUACCAAACCUGCUAAACAAGUACUCAAGACUUUGAAAAAACCAUAGCUGUCACUUGACUUCAUACUGUGUCUUUAGCAAUAAAGAGUCUUUGACUUGU